AUGUCAUCAACUUCAUCAUCUGAUGAUGAUAAUGAUGAAAAUCGUCUCGAUUCAAAUGAUAUUCAAUUAUUAGCUGUUCAAAAAAGUUUAAUUUAUAAACAUCCAUUAUUUCGUGUACUUGUUUAUGUACUUGAACGAUGUGAACAAGCUACAUUAAAUCCAUCAUUAUUAUUAAAUAAUGAUGAUUCUUAUCAAUCAUCAUCAUCAUCAUCAUUUGAACAUAAUUUAAAAAUAUUUUUAUCAAAAAAUCCUGAUAUAUUAACAACAUCUAAACAUAAUAAUGAUGAAACAUCUACAAUAAUUGAUAAUUUUUAUAUUGAUGCAAUGCAAGUACUUCGUAUACAUUUACUUGAACUUGAUAAAGUUAAUGAUUUAUGUCGAGAUUUUUGUCAACGUUAUAUAGCUUGUCUUAAAGUUAAAUUAAAUGCAAAUAAUAUUUUUACUGAUGAUGAAGAUGAUGAAGAUGAAGAUUUUCAAGCGAAUUUAGAUGAUAAUUUUGAAUCAGAUGAAGAAAAUGAUGAUGAUGACGAAUUUAUUAUUAAUGAUAAGAAUAUUUUAAAAGAACAACAUUAUGUAAAACAAUCACUAUUGAAUAAUGGUUUAAACUCAAUUUGUCAUCCUUAUACAACACAAUUCAAUGGUCAAACGCCACUUUCACAAAUAAUUGCUAGUGGUCCAUCGCAUGAAGUUAAUAAAUCAUCAACAUUACUUGAUUCAUUUUGUACAAAACGACGACAACACUCAACAAUUGUUUCAUCUCCAUCAUCAUCAUCAAAACGUGGUGUUCUUCCUAAAAGUGCAACAUCAAUAAUGCGUAGUUGGCUUUUUCAACAUAUUGUUCAUCCUUAUCCAACUGAAGAUGAAAAACGAGCAAUAUCACAGAAAACAAAUUUAUCUUUACUUCAAGUAAAUAAUUGGUUUAUUAACGCACGUCGACGAAUUUUACAACCAAUGCUUGAAGCAUCGAAUCCUGAUUUAGCAGCUAAUAAAAAGAAAAAACGAUAUGAAACAACAUCUGAUGAUCAUCAUCAUACUCAUGCUCGACAAAUAUCAAAUAUAAAUCGUUAUUGGCCAUCAAAUUUAGCUCAAUUUAAUACAACAACAAGAAAUCCACGUGAAAAAUAA
Molecule: messenger RNA, 1125 nt
Organism: Rotaria sordida
Lineage: Eukaryota; Metazoa; Rotifera; Eurotatoria; Philodinida; Philodinidae
Source: the annotation of a GenBank genome assembly